AUUUUUCUGCUGUAGAGAGUGGUAUAAUAUCUGGGUCCAUUACAUCUGUUAUUUAUUUUUUUAGUUCAAAAUGCGAUUGCUUGUGUUAACGUUGGCUUUUAGCGUUGCUUUAACCAAGAAAGCUCCUAAAGAAGAUAAACCAGAUUGGGCUAAAAAAGAUGUCCGAGAUUACAGUGAUGCUGACCUUGAGCGACUAUUAGACCAGUGGGAGGAGGAUGAGGAACCUAUUCCUCCAGAUGAGCUUCCAGAGGGACAUCCUGACCGUCCAGUGCCUCCAAUGGAUUUUAGUAAGCUGGACAUGAAUAACCCCGAGGGUAUGAUGAAGAUGAGUAAGAAGGGUAAAACCGUCAUGAUGUUUGUCAGGAUUAAUAAUUUCAAAGACAAGGAGGAAACUGAGGAGAUAUCUUCUAUCUGGCAGACCGGUCUCUACAACAGUCAUAUUCAGGCUGAAAGAUAUCUGAUAGAAGAUGAUCGAGCUUUGUUUAUGUUCCGAGACGGUAGUGCAGCAUGGGAAGCAAAGGACUUCCUGAUAGAUCAAGAGCGCUGUGAAGAUGUCCAGCUUGAACAACAAACAUAUGUUGGAAAAUUCUGUCAACUCUGCGAGGGAGAUGCAGACAAGAAAAAGGACAAGAAAAAAGACACGAAAAAAGACGCGAAAAAAGACGCGAAAAAGUACACGAAAACGAAUGAGAAGAAAAAGAGUGGAAAGAAAGAAGAACUUUAAUUACUUUGUGUUUUUUUUGUUAUAGUAGUCUUCCAUUUUACAUUUUUCGAAUUAAAAUUAUGUAAUUGCUUUAUUAUACAAUCCUCAUUCCUCAUGCUUGUUUGGGUUUAGAAUCUUGGUAGAUCAGGCGUUACGUGUGUAAAAAUAACAAGAACAACAACACUACUUAAACUCGGCCGUUUUAUACAUUUUGUUAUGUUUAAUGAUUUUGUAAGUUUGCAUAAUAGAAAACUGUGAUUAGCUGCACUCAAUUAAUUGAUAUAAUUUAAUUCAAUGAUUUUAAUAUUGUGUUACUGUUUAUAAAUAUAUUCUUUUUGAAAUUUACAUUUUGCUGUGAUCUUUAUACUUUUAUAG
Eurytemora carolleeae is the source of this 1078-nucleotide messenger RNA. Its product is annotated as LDLR chaperone boca. NCBI's taxonomy places the organism in Eukaryota, Metazoa, Arthropoda, Copepoda, Calanoida, Temoridae. Gene Ontology annotation, biological process: protein folding. Bases 71 to 724 code for a protein of 217 amino acids. The record is from RefSeq and is a predicted model, not a curated record. The transcript is spliced from 5 exons.